GCUUCCCCGCGCCGCCACCGCCCUACACAUGGGGCACCGCCGUUGCCCCGGGGAACAACAGCAGCAGCAUUGUGCCGCGGCCGCACACGGCACACGACACGAGCGGUGGCGCUGCCGCCCCGCGCCGCCGCCGCGGGAGUGGCACCUCCCCGCCGCCACUGCCCCCGCCGCGCAGCCUGUCCCCGCGCACCCCGCCGCUCCCGCGCAGCCUGUCCCCGCGCAGCCUGCGCACGCUCGCGCGCCCGGGCUCCCCGCCGGUCCGGGACCCUGUCGCGUUCGCGGACAGCGCGACGCUACUGCAGCAGCAACAGCGGCAGUUGUUGCGCCUGCCGCCUCUACGCCUCGCGCGCCCGCGGAGCCGCACGUUCGGCGGCGCCGACGCGGCAGACCCGCGCGAACCGCGCCCUGCGCUCGCGCUGCCGCCGCUUGCGGGGCCUGGCUCGCCCCUCGCCGCGGCGCCGGGACAACGCCUCCCGCCGCCGUUCACGCUCCAGCCGCGCCCGCAGUGGGACGAACCGACGUUCUCGCCGUUCGCGCGUCGCGCCGCGGCGGCGCCGGCGCCGUACGAGUACGAGCCGCUCGUGCUGCCGCCGUUCCCCCCACCCCCGCCUCUGCCUCUGCUGCCCCUGCGCCCGCCGCCGCCGCCGCCGCCGCCAUCGCUGCUGCACGGCCGCGCGCCCUUCGCCUCUGUACCGCCGUUCCCCCCGCCGCCGCCACCGCCACCACACCGCCAUCGCAGCGGCGGCGGCGGCGGCGACGACGGCGAUGAAGAAGAGUCACACGACCACGGUGGUGCCGCACGUUAAAGCGUUGCGCGCGCCACCGACGACCCACCCACUCACUCGCGCGUGCGUGCGCACACACGGACUCAUACCACUCGGCGAGAAAGAAGAAGAGAAAAAUCGCCGGCGCAAGCCGCGCACGCGCACAUCACGCUUCACGCCCCCGGCAGCAUGCUCCCCCGCGCCUCCGUUUUUUUUUUUUCUGUUUGUUGUACCACACGAUCUUGGUGUACACUGGCAUACCUUUUUUUUUUUGGUUUCUUUUCUUGGCUUUGCUUUCUCCCUCUCUCUUUGUCUCUGUUCUCUGUCUCUCUGUCUCUCUCCUUUUAAUCCGCAACGCCACUAAGGCGGCCGCCGGCGCACGCAAACACACGUCUUUCCCCACCUGUGUACCGCUAUGCUACCUCGACGACGCUCCCUGCCACGUUUUUCCUUGACGCCAUACGCCCUCGCCCCCGCCACUGCUAUCUUAUUACACUCAUUAUUACAAUCUCCCGGGCCCCGAUAUAAUUAUUUUUUUCCCAUUUCUUGCUGUCGCCGCAACCUCAUUCCCGUCUUUCUUUCUAUUUUUAUUUUUUUUGCACUUCGCUACGCUACCACCCUGUCGCCGUCUCGCAGCCUCACACACUCUCACUCUCCUUCGCUCUCUCUCUAUAUAUAUAAUGUGUCUCUAGUACUUCCUGCGCCGUGUCCCC
Messenger RNA from Phanerochaete carnosa HHB-10118-sp, 1477 nucleotides. RefSeq lists its product as uncharacterized. The transcript has a single exon. The record is from RefSeq and is a predicted model, not a curated record. NCBI's taxonomy places the organism in Eukaryota, Fungi, Basidiomycota, Agaricomycetes, Polyporales, Phanerochaetaceae. The annotation marks the transcript as partial.